This is a messenger RNA of Staurois parvus, 426 nucleotides long. NCBI's taxonomy places the organism in Eukaryota, Metazoa, Chordata, Amphibia, Anura, Ranidae. The record is from the annotation of a GenBank genome assembly.
UCACUGCUGGGCACUGACUGGCGGCACUGCUGGGCAUUAACUGGCGCAACUGUUGGGCACUGACUGCCACAAUUGCUGGGCACUGACUGGUGGCACUGGCUGCACUGCUGGGCUGCACUGCUGGGCACUGGUGGGUGGCACUGGUGGGCACAGGUGGGUAGCACUGCUGGGCACAGGUGGGUGACACUUCUGGGCACAGGUGUGUGGCACUGGUGGAUGGCACUGAUAAGCACUGGUGGGUGGCACUGCUGGGCACAGGUGGGCAGAGCUGGUGGGUGGCACUGCUGGGAACCAAUCAUCAGGGCACUGAUCAUCAGUGCCCUGAUGAUCGGUGCCGAUCCCUGCUCUGACAACUGCCGGUUCUCACCAGUACUUUCCUCACGCUUUGACAGCGAGAGGAAAGUGCAGCUAAGAACCGGCAAUUGC